Messenger RNA from Chelmon rostratus (copperband butterflyfish), 2570 nucleotides. It is a transcript of the gene alg6, whose product is annotated as ALG6 alpha-1,3-glucosyltransferase. The coding region runs from base 79 to 1596 and encodes 505 amino acids. Lineage: Eukaryota; Metazoa; Chordata; Actinopteri; Chaetodontiformes; Chaetodontidae. Gene Ontology annotation, biological process: protein N-linked glycosylation. Gene Ontology annotation, cellular component: endoplasmic reticulum membrane. The record is from RefSeq and is a predicted model, not a curated record. Gene Ontology annotation, molecular function: dolichyl pyrophosphate Man9GlcNAc2 alpha-1,3-glucosyltransferase activity. The transcript has 14 exons.
CAGAUUUCAAAAGUGUCUCAAUGAGCACAUUUUUGCCUUUUAUUUCUCCUCCAUGAGCUAUUUUUACCGGUGGAAGCUAUGCAAACUUGGAGUCUCAUAUCAGUUUGUGUGUUGCUCGGUGUUGUUGCUCGGUGGGCCGUUUCGUUAUAUUCAUAUUCAGGGGCGGGGAAACCUCCCAUGUUUGGCGACUAUGAAGCCCAAAGGCACUGGCAAGAAGUGACCUACAACCUCCCUGUCCAGGAAUGGUAUUUUAACACCACUGAGAAUGACUUGAACUACUGGGGUCUUGACUACCCACCUCUGACUGCCUACCACAGCCUGAUCUGUGCUUACAUAGCCAAGAUCAUAAACCCUGAAUGGGUGGAGCUCCACAAAUCCAGAGGCUAUGAAAGUCCAGCGCACAAGUUAUUCAUGAGAGCUACAGUCCUCGUGGCAGAUUUGUUCGUAUACAUCCCUGCUGUGGUUUUAUACUGUUUAUACCUGACUGAUGGAUCCUCUAAAAAAAAGGUUUCCAUUCUGUUCUGCUUUCUUCUAUACCCAGGACUAAUCCUCAUUGACUAUGGGCAUUUCCAGUACAAUGGAGUGAGCCUUGGUUUUGCCCUGUGGGGAGUUCUUGCUCUCGGUCUGGGCUGGGAUGUGUUGGGCUCCGUGGCCUUUUGCCUUGCUCUCAACUACAAACAGAUGGAGCUGUACCAUGCCCUGCCCUUCUUCUGCUACCUGCUGGGGAAGUGUGUCAAACUAGGCCCGAUGGGGCGGGGGCUUUUCCUGUUGGUGAGAAUUGCUGCAACUGUGUUGGUGACUUUUGCCCUCUGCUGGCUGCCCUUCCUGUCUGAUCCCAGUCAGGCCUUGCAGGUGGUCAGGAGGAUCUUUCCCGUGGCUCGUGGUCUGUUUGAGGAUAAGGUGGCCAACACAUGGUGCAGCCUGAACAUCCUGAUAAAGAUCAGAUCUAUUCUGUCCACUGACUCUCAGAUCUACCUCAGUACUGCCUGCACUCUCCUGGCAGUCCUACCUUCCUCUGUCAGACUCCUGAUGAAGCCCACCUUCUGGCAGUUUAAACUGGCCUUGGCUAAUUCAUCUCUGGCGUUUUUCCUCUUCUCCUAUCAAGUCCAUGAGAAGUCCAUCCUCUUAGCUGCCUUGCCUGUCUGCCUCCUGCUGAAUGAUCUCCCCUUGGUGGCUAUUUGGUUCCUGCAGGCCUCUACAUUCAGCAUGGUGCCUCUGUUUCUAAAGGACGGGCUGCUGGUGCCCUACGUUGUGACCUCGCUGGCCUUCCUCUUUCUCAGCAUCUAUCUACUGUCUGCACUGGAGCACUGUUCAGAGGAAGAGCUGAGACUGGGAGCCUACCACAAGCUGCUUUUCUGCCUACCCAAACUGGACCUGGCCCGUAUUGUAAGAUGGAAGUUCUACAUCAGCAUCUCAGCCAUGGCUGGCCUGAGCGUUGUGAGUGUAGCUCUGGUUCCUCCACCACAUCUGCCUGACUUGUUUCCUGUGUUGGUGUCCACUACUGCUUUCCUGCAAUUCUUGGGAACAUUUCUAUAUUUCAACAUUGUCCAGUUCAGCGGGCCGCCCAACAGAAAGAGCCAGAAGAAGAACAACUGAAUGGUGCCAAAGGUAGUGAGAUACGUGGCAGGAGAUUUGUCGUUGAGUUUGCAUUAGGAUAGCCGGUGGUACACCAUGGGGCAUGUCUGCUCUGAAUGAGCAUGAAGGCUUUCAGUCGUGCCAUCAUGUUCCCUGUGCGAACAGCACAAAUGUAGAGCUGCAACAAUUAAUUGGUCGAAAGAAAAUUAACUGGCAACUAUUUUGAAAAUCAAUGAAUUGUUUUAGUCAGUUUUCAAGCAAAAGUGCCAAACAUUUGAUGGUUCCACCUUCUCAAAUAAAAGAAUUCUUCUUCUUUGGGUUUAAGGCUGUUGCUUGGACCGAACAAGAGAUUAGAUAUUACCUUGGGCUCUCUGAAAUCUGAAAUUGUCAUGAAUUUUUCACAGUUGUCUGAACUUUUAUAGGCCAAAAGAUUAACAGAGUCGAUAAUUGGAGGUUAAUAGUUAGAUUGAUAGUUUGUGCCAGCCCUACACAAAUGGGCAUACUGUGGGCUGAAAAAUGAUUAUAGUACAAAAUAAAAGCAUGGUCUUUCAAUUUGAUGAUUCAUUGAUUUCAGGUUCAGAUUUUGGAAAGCUUUCACUCAAAACCCUGCCCUCGCACCCAAAAUAGCUGCCAUUGUGUCACUGUGGGCACGUUACUUCUUAUAUACAUUAUUAUAAAACCGUGGAGGGCGAGAGUGGAUAAACCUGGUUAAAAGGGGCGUGCUGAGAAGUAAAGCGAACACACCAUCAAUGAGGCAGGGAUCAUUUCAUUAGUGAGCACUAGCUGGAGAACAGGAAGUCUGUGCGAGCGACUAUAUCUGAGUGCAAGCGUACAGUCUGAGCAGAAACAGAGCAAAGCUAAGUGCAAGCAGGAACCAUCUGAGUGCGGCAGGAUUUUCAGGGAACGCAUUUCAAAAAUUGAACAUGACGUCAAUGAGUCAUGCUCAAACUGAACGACCACGCUCUUGUAUAAGGAAAGGAAAAAAAAAACAAAGC